GCCGUGGGCGGGUGGUGCGGCGCUUCCCCGGGCAGCCGGCCGGACGCUGUGCUGCUGCUCCCGGCUCGGGCCCUGCGCGGGCUGUGCCUGCGGCUGCCUGGCCCCGGCUACCGCCGCCCUGAGCGUCUUUGGUGGGGGCCGGUAGCGCGGCUCCCAUUAUGGUCAGCCAUGGCGUGGCUAGCGGGCGGGAUGGCGGAGUUGCGCUGGUGUGCACUGGUCGCCCUCUUCGUGGCGGCGCUGGCCACCCUGGCCGUCUACCUGGUGCAAUAUGCGCUGCUGGCCCUGCGGCGGAGCCGGCCGCCGCCUCGGCCACUGCCUCCGCCGCCGCCGCAGCGGGACGAGCUGCUGGAGGAGAGUGAUUCGGUGCUGGCGUGGGCGCUGUCGCUGGGCAGCUGGCGGCGACAGUGGCGACGGGCCUGGGUGACGGCGCUCAAUGCCGAGGCGGCGGCGCGGGCGGAUUCACAGUUGCUUACGUUUGAGGAAGAUGACCCACCAGAAUCACUUGAACUAGCAGUGAAGCAAGUUGUUAGUGUUGUAAAGUCAGCUCAAGAGAAGGUCGUUUCCUGCAAUGUUGUGGGAGAUUCUGUUAAAUUUGUUGUCACUGUCUCUUCAACCUCAGCUGCAGAAGGUCAGUCGUACAGCGUGAAACUGUCUCCAGUUCAUUUGCAGCUUCAGCUCUGCGUGAAAGACAAAGGAGAAGAUGUCAAAGUUGAGUGGCUCCUCAUUAAUGCCGAUGAAACUAACUUUGAAAUCCAGCCAACAGAUCAGGAGGGGCAGACAGCAGGGACAUGUGCAAUAUCUGAAACGCUUAGAGAUGUUUUGAAGAACCUCUUUAGCUCAGUUUCUCCAUCUGUAGUGUUGAGUACGAGACCUACAGAUAUAAAGGAAGUUCAGAAUGUACAGAACUUAAGCCUUCUUCCUCAGGGCACUAGUCCACCUAAACCUCCAAGGGCUCAUGAACUCAAACUGCUGGUGAAGAACAUCGCGGUAAACCUAACUGAUCACAGUGCUGCAGGCAGCACAAACCUUGUGUGUAUAGUUCAGUUGAAUGACCCUAUGCAGAAGUUUUCCAGCUCUGUAGCCAAAAAUGCUGUAAAUCCCUUUUGGAAGGAAGAGUUUAUCUUUGAACUAAGUGCCAAAUCAAAAGUGUUGCAGCUGCAAAUAGUAGAAGAUGGAAAGUUGGAUAAUCCUUUGUCUGCAAAGGUGACCGUACCUCUAGACUUGUUCAGGAAACAACCUUCUGGACAGCAAAGCUUUGCACUGAACAGCUCCAGUGAAAGCAGCCCAGAGCCAGGGCCUGGGCUGGGAUCCAUUAGUGCAGAGUUCUCUUUUAUAGAACCUGGUGAAUUGAAAACGUGGCAAGUCUCUUCUUCAGUGCCAGCCACUAAAAUAGAAAUGGAUCGCACUGUGAUGCCCUGUGGGACUGUGGUCACUACUGUAACUGCUGUGAAAACCAAACCUCGUCUAGAAGGGAGGUCCUCUCCACUGAGCACUGAUUCUCCUGUGAAAACUCCAGUUAAAGUAAAGGUGAUUGAAAAGGAUGUCUCUGUUCAACCUAUCCACUCUCAUGGUGCUCCAGUCAGCAAAACUUUAUCAUCUUCAGAUACAGAACUGCUGGUACUGAAUGGCACCGAUCCUGUUGCAGAAGCAGCCAUUCGGCAGCUGAGUGAGUCUGCAAAGCAGAAGCUGAAGUCUCCUAGAAAGAAAAGCACCAUUAUCAUAUCAGGGGUGUCCAAGACCUCUUUAACUCAGGACAGCGAAGCUGCACUGAUGAUGGACUAUGCUGCAGCCAUGGACAACUCCUGCAAAGUAGAUCCACCAACUGUGGAGAAAUCUGUUGCAAAAGUAACCUCUGAUGAAGAGUUAUCAUUAGGUACUUCAGAAAUUGUACCUGAUAGUGACCCACAGCAAAGUGUCCAUAAGGCUUGGAAUUUGGAGAAUGGCAGCCAACAGUGGGAUACCAACACAUUCUUAGACCAGACUUGUGAUGAAAUAUCUUGCAGCUCAUUAAGUGUUUCAGAAACUGGGAGCAUGAAAAAGUCUAAAGGUGGGAUUUUGAGAAAGAGUGCAAAGCUGUUUUUCCGCCGGCGGCAUCAUCAGAAGGAUCCAGGCAUGAGUCAGUCCCACAAUGAUCUUGUCUACUUACAGCAGCCACUGUCAGAAGAAACACGCAAGAAAGGAGGCACGCUCUCUCGUAUUCUGAGCAGGAAGCUCCUUUCCAAACACAAAAGCAAGAGCAAACUGAAUGGUGCUUCAGCAGAACCCUACCUAUAGUCCGGAACACUCUCUCAUGGGACCCUUGCACAUCAGUUGACCAUUUGUUUACAGAGCAAUAGUAAAGAAUGCAAAUAUGGCUGAUGACAUGCAUAAAAUGAUGUUCACUUACACAAUGGUCUGGGAAUAAAUACAAAGCUUGGGGUUUCUUGUUUAUUUUUCCAGAAUGCUUUUUCUCUCCGAUUAUAAAGUUGCUCCUCCACAUACAAACCAUGCUACUUGUAUCAUGACAGCUUUUGGAGGAUCAUGUGGUGUAUUGUAGAAGAUGAGAGAGGAUGGGGAAUGGUGCAGGUGGGAGGACCUGCAUAUAGGCACGUGGUUUACAUUAAUGGGGAGCUAAGAGCUGAAAGAUCGUAUUUGCUAUAUGGCUGAACCACUAUAAGGAGAGAAGAUACCACUGUGCUGCCUUGCUGCAGGCUGGAAUAGUAGCAACACAACUCUCGACUUGUUUUUCUAAAGAGGCUGAAAGGGAAAAGAGGCCCAGAUCCAGUUUGUAUUGUAAUUUGGAAAUGGGUAAGUCUUCAGAAGCAGAACUAAAAUGCUGAUUAAGAUAGCCUAAUGUAAUAACUGUAGCCUGCUGAAAUAACUGCUCAGUCCAUGUAGGUGCAGAGAUGCCUUUCAUAUUAGCCAUGAAUCAAUAAAUUAUGCAAAUGUGUAUACUAGCAUAUUGUUUAAUGUUUUGUGCAUAAGUUAUGUUUAAAGAGACAUAACUUUUUUUAACGUUCAUCUGUGUCUACUUGCAAAGAAAACAUUCACAAAUUUCUUACAUGUGGAUUUUCUUCCCUGUGUAAGAAGCUGUGCUGCUAAUGCAAAAACCUGUCUUAGGGGCUCUAAUUUCUUUUCCCAAGUACUGGUUAGACAAGUAUAUUGUGCAUCACAUCAAAUGCGAGGCUAGGAGCAAUAAGUGAUGAAUAGAUCAUAUUUAAUCCUAUAAUGCUUUUAAUUAGUUUGUUUUACUUGCCAAACACUUACUGAGAUCUUAAAAAAGACAAUUGUGAUUUUUCUUUAAAAAUAAUAAUAUUAAUAAU
Messenger RNA from Dryobates pubescens (Downy woodpecker), 3302 nucleotides. RefSeq names its product C2 calcium dependent domain containing 2 (gene C2CD2). NCBI's taxonomy places the organism in Eukaryota, Metazoa, Chordata, Aves, Piciformes, Picidae. The record is from RefSeq and is a predicted model, not a curated record. The coding region runs from base 169 to 2274 and encodes 701 amino acids. The transcript has 14 exons.